Molecule: messenger RNA, 4044 nt
Organism: Triticum aestivum (bread wheat)
Lineage: Eukaryota; Viridiplantae; Streptophyta; Magnoliopsida; Poales; Poaceae
Exons: 2
Coding region: 232-2430 (732 amino acids)
Source: RefSeq, a predicted model, not a curated record
UGGACGUGCUAGGAUCAAACUGUCGACGUGAAAUAAGCUUCUCGUAGUUUUUGUUGCCGCCCACCCAACUAAUCCAAAUGUUUGGUCGUGCGCGGGACGACUCCCCCCUCCCAGAAUUCCAUUUGGUGCCAUUGCUGACACAGCCGGCGAUCGAGCUGAACCAGAAACCCCAAUCCUCCUCCUCCAUCAACAGCCAGCACGGCCGCCACGCCCCAAGAAUCCGAUCGAUCGAUGCUCGGCCAGCCGAGCGUCAUCGCCCGCCUCAUGGGCAUGGAGGACCACCACCACCACCACCACACGACGUUGCCGGCGACGGCGAUCGUCCACGCCCCGGAGCGAACCACGACGAUCAGCCUGCUGAGAGCGUCGUCGUCCCAGGGCGAGCAGCCCAAGUGCGGCCCGCUCGGCGCCCACCACGGCCGCCGCAUCGGCGGGGAGUACUACCGGUACUGCCUCAACAAGAUGAAGCCGCGGCGGAGGCGAGCCCGGCGCGAUCGCCGCCGCCGCGAGCAUCCGCAGGAGGAGCUGCUGGAGAAGAUCAAGGAGGACUUCCGCGCGUCCUGGCAGCUGGCCUCCACGGCCACGCCGCCAAUGGGGACGGAGGAGGAGGAGGGGGUAGUGACGUCGGGGAGGAGGAGCGGUGGUCGGGUGGCCGGGCUGUUGGACGGCCGGUGCAUCCAGAGGAUCGCGCAGGAGAACCUGCGCCGGGAGAAGAUGGCCAGGUACGGCUAUGGCGGCCGUCAGAGCACCGUGGAGGUGGAGGAAGACGAAGGUAUCAAGGCGCUGGUGGUUGGCCUGAAGAAGAAUGAUGAAGAGGCAGAGCAGCGCCAUGGUGGUUCAGAAGUUGCAGCGUCUGAAGAAUUCUCGGCUGAACAUGAUGAGAUGAGCAACACGUCGGAGAAGCUGCGCGGCAUGCCGGCGACACGGAUAGCGAUCCUCAGGCCGGCCACUGGUGCUACUCUCGGUGCCGCCGGGGAUCAUCGGAACGCCGUUCCGACGCCGUCAUGGAAGGCGGUGCGGGACGGGGGCAUGGACAUGGAGGACUUCCUCCGGGAGGUGAAGGAGAGGGCCGAGAGGCUCAAGGCCGCAACGAAGGCCAAGACCGACGGCCCAGGCGACGUCGUCGCGAAGGCGAGGCGAGGCUGGGGAAGCGUCGGCGACGGCCCGGAGCGAACGGCACAGGACACGGCGAGGCAGAUCAGGGAGGCCGUCGGCAAGAGGCUGAGCCGGCUGGAGUCCUUCCGCGUCUUCCGAGGCGACCGCGGCCGGCGCGACGGCUCGCCGUCCCCGGAGCACCGGAUGCUGAGGAGCGUCAUGGCGAGGACCGAGGCCAUGUCGCCGACGAAGGUCACGGGCAGAGGACCGAGGGGCAGCAGGUGGUCACCGUUGCGGGCAGGCGCUGGCGUAAACGGCCGGCAGAGCCCUGACCGCGACCCGCGUCGGAGUCCGGCGAAGCUGCACGACGACGGCGUUGACUUUAUUGCUGCGUCGCCGCGGGCGCUGCUCCGGUCGUUCUCUGCCCCGGCGGCGGGGUGUUCUUCGGACGCGUCGUCUGAAGGCGAGCAGAAGAUGGUGGGCCGGAGCAGAAGCUUCAGCAUUUUCAGAGGGACGGUGGCGAGUAUGAGGCAGAGCCUCUGCCUCUGCCUGGGCGGAGGAGCAGGGAAGCUGCUGCUGAUGCAUCUGUCCAGGAAGAAGCCUUCCUCUCCGGCGCCUCCUAGCCCGGUGUCGCCGUUGGAGGUCCACGGCGGGCGACAUUUCUCCGGCGAUCUCAACUGCACGUUCCUCCCAGAGUCGAGCCCGAGGUGGAGUCCCAGGUGUUCGUCGGAAUUCGAGGCGUCCGUGGGCGGCGAGUCGCCGUGGGAAUGGAAGGCCGACGCCGCGGCCGAGAGCGAGGACCCUGACACGGCGUACGUCAGGGAAGUGCUCGUCGCCGCGGGGCUGUUCGACGACGACGACGACGCGGCGGUUGCGAGGACGGACUCGAUCGCCAUCUCCGACGACGUCUUCGAGGAGGUCGAGGACGGGUACUACUACCGCCGCCUCCGGCGCCGCGACGACGGCGCAGGAGAGGAGGAGGAACUCGGAGCGGCGGACCGCCGCAGGCUGCUCUUCGACCUGGCCAACGAGGCGCUGCAGGCGGGCGCGAGGAGUGCCGUCUCUUCCUCGUCGCCGUCGUGUCUGCGCCGGUGGGUCGUCGAGUGCAACAACGGCUCGCCGCCGUCGUCGCGGGUGCGAGGGAGGGAGCUGGAAGACGAGGUGUGGCGGCACGUGGCGCGGGCGACGGGGGACGGCACGGCGGAGCGCGAGGUCGGGAGGUCGCCGUGGGUGCCGGAGGCGCUGUGCGGGGACGCCUGCGCCGUCGGGAGGAAGAUCGAGCGCGCCAUCUUCGACGAGCUGGUCGGCGACGUCGUGCGUCAGCUGUUUGUCUGACUGCACUUAUUUUUUCCAACAGUUUUUUUUGGAGAAAAUUUUCGAACAGGUUUUGCAGGAAAAAAAGGCUUGUAAGUGGGCUGGAGCCUGCAUGAGUUGCAAGCAGAGCCCAACAAUGUUCUCCACAAGAGGCCCAAUUGUACAGUCCAAGUGCCAGUAAGCAUAUGCAUUCCACUUUAUCUAAAAAAAUGCAUUCCACUAUUCCCUUAAUUAAAAAAAAACACAUUCCACUUAAAAGGAAUUGGUGUACGGUAUUCUUUCUGGCAUUUUUAUAUGCUUUCCCGAUACUUUUUGUUGUAUCAAUUUUUAUUUUCAUCUUUAAUUUUAUUUUCUUCCUCUUACUUAUGUCUAUUUUCAUUUUUAUUUGAAAAUUACCAGAUCAUUUAUUAAAAAAACAUGACGACUUUUGAAAUUUAUAUGAACAUUCUUUAAAAUGCAUAAAACAUUUUGAAUUACAUGAAUCUUUCCACUCAAAUACGUGAUGGACAAUUAUUUCGUACAUGAUCCAAUUUUGAUACUGCAUGACUUUUUUAAUUACAAUAUCAACAAUUUUUAGAAUGAACAAUUUUUUCAAUACACGUGAACAUGUUUUUUGAUAUGCAAUGACCAUUUUUUCAAAGACAGGAUGAUGCUUUUGAAAAUAACGAUGCAUAUAGUUUUGUAGGAUAAAAACAUAUUUUAAUACGUUAAGAAAUUUUUUGUUAUGUAAUUUUUUUUAUACACGACGAACAUAUUUGUCUUGUACGGUGAUUUUUUUAGAAAACACAAAGAACAAUUUACAAUAUGAGAGUAUUCUUAGAAAAACAUAUUUAAUACAUGAUUAACCUUUUCAAAAUAUAUGAUGAACAAUCUUUAACAUGAAUGGACCUUUUUUAAUAUGUGACGUACAAUUUUUUCAUACACAACGAAUAUUUUUUUUAAUAAACAAUGAUACUUUUUUUGGAAACACAAAGAAAACAGUUUAAUACUUGAUUAAUAAAUAUACAAUCUGGGCUGAACAUCGUUUCAUACAGAAUGAACCUUUUUGUUAAAAUGUCGAUGCAUAAGAAAUAUUCAUAUAAUUUAAAAUAUUAACACAUUAUCAACGAACUACUCAGGUAUUUUUAAUAUAUAUACAUAUGUAAGUGAGUGUUCAUUGAACAACGUGCGUAUAUAUACAUAUGCACGUGGCGCGAGCGACAGUGGAUGGCACGGCUGAGCGCGAGGUCGGGAGGCCACCGUGGGUGCCAGAGGCGCUGUGCGGGGACGCCUGCGUCGUCGGGAGGAAGAUCAAGCGCGCCAUCUUCGACGAGCUGGUCGACGACGUCGUGCGUCAGCUCUUUGUCUGACGGCACCUUUUUUUUCCAAGGGUUGUCUGACUGCACCUGAUCGAGCAGGUUUUGUAGAAAAAAAAGAGAGGUCGUAAGUAGGCUGCAGCCUGCAUAAGUUGCUACCAGAGCCCAACAAUGUCCUAGCCACAGGGAAGCCCAAUGCUCCAGUGAGCAAAUCAUGAUGUAGUACAUUGUUAAUUAGAUUUUUUUUUUAUGUAGGAGUACAUUGUUCUUUUUGUUGAGAAGAAUAGGAGUACAUUGUUAGAAGCUGAUAAUUUGAACUCAUGUUAUUACCAAGCAUAUA